This is a messenger RNA of Biomphalaria glabrata, 6296 nucleotides long. RefSeq names its product PTB domain-containing engulfment adapter protein 1-like. NCBI's taxonomy places the organism in Eukaryota, Metazoa, Mollusca, Gastropoda, Planorbidae. The transcript has 12 exons. The coding region runs from base 1470 to 2507 and encodes 345 amino acids. The record is from RefSeq and is a predicted model, not a curated record.
CCAGAGUAGGGUUUUCCGGUGUUAUUUUCACUAAGUAUUUUUAUCUAUAGCUGGGUAUUUAAACACUCUUACGGGAAGUCACAGAGAGAGAGAGAGAGAAAGAGUGAUAGGAAGAGAAUGGUGUAAAGGGACAGAGAGAAUCAGAGAGUCAUUAAUAUGGAGAGAGAGGGGGGUAAAGAAGAAAUGGGGAAAGUAAUGAGAGAAAAAGGGAUAGAUGGUGAGAGAGAGAUAGGAAGAGGGGAAAAGAAAUAGAGAGAAAUUAUCAUUAAUAGAGAAAUGAGAGAGCCUCAACGAGAGAGAAAAAAAGGUCACAGAGAGUGUGAAAAUAGAAUUUAAUAACUUUAAAUCCCAAGGAUCUAGUGACAUUCUAGUCUAUCCGAGAAAAUAUGUCACUAGAGAGAGAGAGACAGACAGACAGACAAGACAGAGAGAGUGUGAUCGUUGUUUAGUUAGUGUCUAAUCUCUCCCUGUGAUUUGAGAACAAAGUGCGACACUAGGUAUCACUGCUCGUCACCAGAUAACUCUGACCUCUCGGCCACACUAAAGGUUCAAAACAAAACAUUAUCCCUGUCCUAAGACAUAGCAAGAUAGAUAACAAGGCUACUUUUACCGAUUGUCCCAGGCUCGUUAGUGUGUGGAGUCUCUUUGACAUACUUAUAUCUAAAGAUCACAAUGCGACCUUCUAUCAGACCGACACAGUACCACUUUGUCUUGAGAGCUGUAAAUAACUCUGUAAAGCGAGUUUCGCUAUAACAUUGCUGUGUGGUUACCAACUGGAGUACUUCUUUUGUCUCUCUAGUUUAUUGUCAUUCAUUCCUAGACGUGCUGGCUUGACUUUAAUUAAAGGCUGAUGUGAUAGACCCGCAUAGUUCACAUCUCUAACAUGGACUGAGACUUUUGGAAUCUGUUGGAUAGAAUGGACCGUGACAAUACUCAAUGUGUAAAUUAUGUUUCAUUUACCUCCGGUGUUUAAUUUUGCUCUCCUAGAUUAUAAAUACAUCUUAAUUUAAGAAAGUCAGGGGCACGAUAUCCAGUCCAGUGGACUUGAGUUGCCGAACUUGUGGAGUUACUUUUCUACUUUCUUGUCAUCAGAUUGUAGUGAUACUUUUUUUUUUUUUUUAUUUAAGUUAAAAGUUUUUUUUUUUGUUUUUUUUCCUUGGAUCUUGGCCUGUGUGUUUUUGUUGUGUCUACAUGUAGAUCUAUUCAUCCUGUAUUAGUGCGUCUAUGUAUCAGUGUGUGUGUGUUCUCCUGUCCACUUGAGUUGCUGUGUCUUAUGUCGAUGCAUACAUACGUCAGUCUGUGGUGAACACUUACACCGUCCAGUACCAGGCUACCAGUACAUUGUGACGUCCACAUUCUUCUGUCAGGACUGGAACAGUACAUUUUGUUACAUCUGUGUGUAUUUCCUUGAGAUCGCGAUACAUCUACAUCUCGUCCGGUUAACACGAGCCAGUGACUCAAAAAAAAAAAUGCCCAAGAAAGGCAACAAAAAAUGGCAGCAUCCCCCAGAAGCAUUACUGAGUGGACAUAUCUUGUAUACAGUGAAGUUUUUAGGAGAGUGUGCUGUUGAUGUCCCCAAAGGAACUGAAAUUGUGAAAGAUGCUAUCAGAAAAAUGAAGUUUAACAAACACAUCAAAAGAGCAGAGGGUCAGAAGCCCCCUAAAGUAGAACUGAUCAUAUCUGCAGAUGCUGUGACCAUUCUAGAGCCAAAACAGAAAAUGAUCCUGUAUCAGUAUCCAUUGCAUCGAAUCUCCUACUGUGCAGAUGACAAGUCAGACAAGAGAAUGUUGACUUUCAUUGCUAAAGAGGCCAAUGGGAACCAACAUUACUGCUAUGUUUUUCACAGCGACAAAUGUGCAGAAGAAAUAACUUUGACCAUUGGGCAGGCUUUUGACCUGGCUUACAAACGAUUUAUUGAGACCUGCGCCACUGACGGGGAUAUAAGGAAACAGUUUCUGAUGCUACAAAAGAAGGUCCAAACUCUACAGUAUGAGAAUGAAACAUUACGCAAACGAGUGGAAGAUCUGGAGAAGUUAAAAGACCAGAGUGAGGUGGAGGAGUAUAAAAGAACUAAUGAGAUCACUGACUUACAGAGUGUUGGUCUGAAGCUGAGGGAAAGUUCUACAGAUGAUGACAUUAAUGUUAAGCCUACUGGUCAUGUGACAGUAGUUGGCAGGAGGCUAGAGAAUCUAGUGCUCAAUUCACCUUUAACAAACACAAGAAGACAUGCGUCAUUAGGGUCAACAGGACAGUAUACUCCCAUAUUAAGUCCUCCCCCAAGUAACACUAGGUCAAACAGAGCCAACAGUUUGAGAUCCUCCACUAGUUCUGCCAGCUCCACCUCACCUACUCACACAAGUCAAGUAAACAUUGAUCCAUUUGGAAUGGAAGUUUUCAACCCAAGAUCUGAUCCUGACCUUGCAGACAUUCAGGCAGGAUUCAGUCGAGGUUUGUCAUUUGGAACUGAUGACUUCACACUGGACCAGCUGGACCCAUUGAAGUUCUAACCCUCUGUGAUUCACUUUGUUGUUCGCACUGACCACAACCUCUCUGUACAUUACAUAAGAUCACAAACUCUCUGUGCAUUCACAACCUUGGUGUGCAUUACAUCAGAUUUUUUCAAAAAGAAAUUACAUGUAGAGAAUGUACCAAAAGAAAAAUAUUUUACAUUUUCUGUCAAUCAGGAAGCUAAAACCACUGUGACAUUUUUAAAUGUUUUGCUGUUCUCCAAUAAAUGUUAUUUAUAAUAUCGCUAUUUAUUAUUUGUAAUAUUGUAACUGUGGAGCAAUGCUAAAAACGAUUCAUCAAGAUGUUAUUCUAGUGUUAACAAAGGCAUUAACCUGUAAUAAGGGAGAGAAUGCAUGAUGUCAUACAACUUUUAAAUUAUACUGGUUAAUGCCCUUUUGAACAAAAAAAUCUGCCUUUGCAAUAAUUUUGUUCUUAAAAAUAUUUUAUAUAUCACAGGGACUAACUUUCUAUGCAUUUAUAUUGUUAUACACUAAAUGUUGUUUUGUUUUCAACUGGAUUUAUAUGCAUAUUUGACGUUACAUAAUAUGCUUGUAUGCUUAAUAACAGAGAUAAUGUAGAUCAGUGAUGCCCAACCUUCUACAGCCCUCGGGCCAAAUAAAUUGCCCACACUCUUGUCGCGGGCCACAUCAUUGCCAAAAUGGAAAAGCAAUAGAGCAGACGACAUUUUGAUUAGAAACAAGUUGUAUCCAACAUUAAUUCUAUAGCAAUCAGUAGGAUGUUCCAAACUUCUGAAUGACAGGCUGCAAUGCAAAUACUCCAUUGAAACAGAUAUACUUUAUGUAUUCUGUAAAAAAAAAAAUCUAGCUAUUUUUCUAUUUAUUGUGUUCACUCAAAGCCAAGUUUUUGUUCAGCAGUCCCAUUUAUUCAACACUCAAAUGUUGACCAGCAAGCUACCAAUCACUUUGCUACCAAAAGAAGUCAACUAAAAAUGGCAAGGACACGGUUUGGUUAUUUUUUUUUAAUCAUAAAUUUUAUAUUCCCAUUUAUUGUAUUGUGGAGAGAAGUUCUGAAGGGCUGGUUAGACCUGCAUCAUGGGCCGGAUGUGGCCCGUGGGCCGGAUGUGGCCUGUGGGCCGUAUUUUGGUCAUCACUGAUGUAGAUAAAAUCAUUCCAAUUUAAGACACUUCAUUACCUAACCUGCAUUUGCCCCAUAGAUGUUCAUGCCACAGACUAGACAUUGAUGAAAGUUAUAUUGAUAUUUGUAUUGCAAAAUUUUUUUUUUAUGAUUAUCUCCUAGUCAGAAUGUAAAAGUGAAUUUUUGAACCACAGUUGUGGUUAAGAUAUUGAUGUAUUUUAUUUUAAAAUUGGUCAUAGGGAAAGUAAUGUGUCAACACCCCCCUCCCUCCCUGCCAUUUUCACAUUACCUUCCUGUUUUUUUUUAUUUAUUUUUUUCUCUAUUAAUUAUAAGUUUCUCAUCCAAGGUCUCAAUGCCCUAACUGCAGGUUAAGUUUACCCAAUUCAAAGGCCAGUAGAUUCCAAGUGUGUUGUGUGCUUCAUCAAGUCACCAGCCACCUUUUUUUUUGUUGUUGUACUCAUUUCAGAUAUUCCUUCAGAAUUGAAGAUUAUGACAUCCUAGCCAGGGCUUGUCCUACAGAUUGCGGGGCCCUGUGGGUAAUGGAUAGCGCAUGGCCUAGUCUGGGUUAGGAAAAAGGAUAACAAGUUAAAAUAAAGAAUUUUUGUUACAAAAUAAAUUCAUCAUUGCGUUUUAUUCAAACUUGACUAAGUGAAAAAUCAUGAUCAAAUUUAAUUAUGAGCCAUCUGCAAUAGAAGGUAGUUUUCCAACAAAAAGCCGAUAAAUAUUAACAACUGCCUUUUAUAUUUACUAUCGACUAGCAAAAUUUAGCUUUUGAUUUUUUUUUAUACGAGAUCAAGAUAGAUUUAGAUCAAUAUUUACAUGCCACUGACUAUUACAGUAAAUUAACUAUUGAAACUUCCUGUUUUGGUUUAAAUUCGCCUUAUUAUUUUUAUUAAAUGAAAGUUGACAAUGCCUUACGCGAUUAGGAUUGGCGUUUACCAUUUUAAUGUCAAUUUUGUCUUCUUUUUUUUUCAGGACAUUUUUAAUAAUGUAAUAAUUUAAGAUUUUCAUGACUUUUUUUUCGUAUACACAAAAACCCCUGUUAUAAGUUAUAAUGGUUUGAUUUAAUAAUUUACUAGUGUUAGUGCUGGGCCUAUGAAAGUGCAGUGCCCACUGCGGCCGCAUAGGUUGCAGUGCCCUAAGGUUGGCCCUGAUCCUAGCCCAUACCAUCUCCCUCAAAGCGGUGGGAGAUGGUGAUAGCAGGGUUUGAACUUGGGACCAUUGAGAGGCAUAGCCAGGCAAUAACUAAUCCUAGUUCCUAACUCUAGUGUCAAUCACUUCAAAUUAUUUAUAAGUGAUUAAGCUCAUGGAAAUUGUCUAAGUUUAUUAUCUCAUGUCUGCCUGUGGACUCAUUAAUCAGCUUCCACUAGGUGUCUUAGCUCUGAGCAAGUCUUUCCAACUGUCCUCACAUCUUGCCCAUGUGCAAAUCUUGGCACCUCGUAGUUCUGAGCCAUCCUCUAUUCCUCUUAAUUGAGGGUUCCAUGUCAGGACAUGUUUUGUGAAGUUUGAAAUCCUGAGUUUCUCAUCAGGAACUGAAAUCUUAAGAUUAGUACUACAGUUUGGACCGAUUCAUUCUUAGUUUUCUGAGUAAUUGUCUCCCCUCCCUUUCCAUUCCCUGCUCCUUUGUUCUAUCAGAUGAAAACCACAACUUGAACUAGAUUAGCACCACUAGUCAUGUGUGUGUGUGAAUGUAGUGAGUGUUUGUAUUUACUUCCUGCUUGGAUUGUAAAAUGUUUGACUAGUUUUGUAUGUUCCUUUAGAGUUGAAGAUAAUGUCCCGGUACUUCCUAGUCCAAACUUCCUGCAGGACAACAAAGGGAUUUUAUUCGUCUGAUCAAAAGAUUUACAAUGAAAGCUCUUGAACUGAUUGUCAUUCCAAAGAUUUGUAUUUUUUUUUGUUUUGUUUUAUAUUUGACUUAUUGUCCCCAAGUCUUGUAUGUACUGAUGGCCUACUUUAUGUAUGUACACAUUUUGAUUUAAAAAAUUAUUCCUGAGGAAUAUUCAAAACUUGUGGCUCAUGCAUUUCUUCUGAUUGAUGAUUGUUAUCUAGUGGUCAUCAAUUUGAAAGGCAUUGUCUUAGCUCUUGUGUCUUUUUAUGGUGCGAGUGCACCUAAGUAAGAGGUCAGGCUGACUUCAUUGCUACCAUGAUUUUUCUUCCUGCUUGAUGUAAGCGUGACUUGUUCCUAGUCAGCCAACUGUCUUGUAUCAGAUGUCUGAAUGAUCUCCAGAUGUGACAUGACUUCUGCACUGGCCUUAAAAUAUCCUCUAGGUUCUGUGGUCAUCUGUAAAGGAAAGAAGAGAAUGGACAUUAAUCUGAGUGGUUGGGAAGGUCUUCCUGUAUGGUUAUUGAACUGUCUCAGUCAGUGCACCAAGCCAUGAGCCUCAUUUGUCUCUUCAUAAUGAACAAUGUCAUUUUGUAACAGGAGGAGGAUUUUUUGUGUGUCCCAGCCUACUGCCCAUUCAUCUGAGUUGUUUAGCAAUCAGUCACAUGGCUUUUGGGGUUAUUGGUGUGCAAAUGUUUCAUUUCCUUCAACACAAACGCACCUAUGCAGCGCAAUGCUUUGAUUCUGACCACAUCUGACAAUGUCACUUGUCUAAUAGAUAUUUAUUUAAAUGUCUUGUAUUCACAUGUUAAAACUACACAUUAUUAUGAACUAUAUAAUGAAAUAAAACAAAUAUUGUUUUUCAAUAUAA